Messenger RNA from Xyrichtys novacula (pearly razorfish), 285 nucleotides. NCBI's taxonomy places the organism in Eukaryota, Metazoa, Chordata, Actinopteri, Labriformes, Labridae. The record is from the annotation of a GenBank genome assembly.
AUGAAAUGCGGUUUUUCAUUCACCGCCCACCCAAGUAGCCCCGCUGCGCGCUACCGUGGUCAGAUGAGUCAAACCCGGGAGACUGUGCGGCACCAAGAGGACGCUGUACCUCCGACCCAGUCCGAAGGGCGCAACUUGCUGUCCGCGCUACGGCAGCAUUCCCACUACUACCUCAACUCUGCCACCGUCUGGACCCGAAGAGCUGCGAGCAAGGUAGGAGGCUCCAACUUUGAAAAAGUUUCAGUUAAGUUUGUCAAUGAUGCGACAAACAUGAGUGACCUUUGA